Messenger RNA from Mercenaria mercenaria, 2292 nucleotides. RefSeq lists its product as uncharacterized. The transcript is spliced from 4 exons. The record is from RefSeq and is a predicted model, not a curated record. The coding region runs from base 78 to 1163 and encodes 361 amino acids. NCBI's taxonomy places the organism in Eukaryota, Metazoa, Mollusca, Bivalvia, Venerida, Veneridae.
UUAAAAACCGUCGAUAUCAAACAUUUUGCACAUUAUAACUAUUUCAUUCAAGCAAACUGUUUCAGAUAGACUUGAAUAUGAUUUUUCUUUGCGCUCAAUUCACGUUGAUAUUCUUUGGUGUACCAGCUGUACAGACAUUUCUUUUUAGCAAAGAUUGUCUAGUCACGCAAUGGUCGAACUGGAGUGAAACCAACAGUUACGGCAUACAGACAAGAACUAGACAAGUCAUGCGUUACCCAUCCGAUGGUGGGCAGCCAUGUCCAGCGGUUGUGGAGGAACAAGGAGAUGAUGUUGACUGUCAAGUCUCACAAUGGUCAGCAUGGGGUGGCAAUUUUGGAUUUGGUCAACAAAGCCGAUCAAGAACUAUUACUCAACAUCCCGAAGGAUCUGGAAAUAAGUGUCCGGAGCUUGAAGAGGUCAUAUACAUAGGAGCGGUACCUAGUGUCAAUGUUACCGCAAAAUAUGUUCAAUCAUAUUUUAUCCGACCCACUGGUAACUAUCGUGUUCGCCGACAAGCAGGAACAACUGGUAGUGUAAGGGACCUUCUCCUUAUUAUGGAUAGUUCGGGAAGCAUCGGCCGUCGUGGAUUCACGAAAGCCAAUUCUGAAAUAAGCAGACUAUUUGGUUUGCUGUGCCCUUUAAAUGGACCAUUUGACAAGAGGCCUACAUCGCUUUAUGAGCACAACCAGGCUGCAAUGCUGACGUUUUCAAGCAGUGUGACUCAGAAUUUCGACUUUGAUGACUACAGCACCACAGUCGAAAUACAGAAAGCCAUUGCUAAGGCUAAAUACUACGGCGGAAGCACAGAUACUGCCUCAGCUUUUAGACAAGCUGUCAGUCUAUUCAAGUCAAAUAAAGGUGCUAGAGAUAAAUCACUGGUAAAGCGAGAAGUACUGAUUCUCACAGAUGGCCGCUCAAACAAUCGUGCUAAGACUCUGGCUGCUGUGAAAGAACUGCACGAGGUAGCUGACGUGUACGGACUAAUGACAGGAACAUUCUCGAAAGAAGGGAUGAAAGAGCUAACGAAAUACGUCUCCUCGCCUGUAGACAGGCAUUUGUUCUAUGUCAAACAUUUGCGAGACCUAACGUCUUUAGUGGACUUUGUUGCAGAUAAUAAGAAAGCCGCUAAGCAACACUGGUGUGCUCCUUUUGAUGUAAAAUAAGUAGAUCAAAUUUUAAUUUAUGUUUCCCGGUAAUGAAACUUUGACACAUCAGUACUUGUCAUUAUUGAUGACAUUGACAAUUUCAAUAAUAUAUUUUCAGAUAUCAAAUCUGAAACAGCUAAAUGUAAAUUUGUCAUGUUUUGAUCAUUUUAGUAAUAGAACGAAAUGUAAUGCGUAUUUUGAAGGCAAACUGACUGACUUAUCCAGUUAAUCAUUAAAAUGGUUUUAACAUAUUUUUACGAUAUCUUGGCUAUUUUAAAAGUUACCGUUUAUCGCAAUAGGAAAAUACUUUUUAAGAAUGUAUCAUGGCUUUCUCACGCAAUGACAUACAAUGAUGUUUAACGCAUUUUCUUGUCAUCUAAAUUAAAUUAGUUUCAACCGGGUAGUUAGCUAACAUGCAAUCAUGAGGUUAUUGAUUUUUAUGAUGACGAUGUAUAGAUCUGUGUAAUCGUAAAUGUCAUUAUUAUUGUAUAUACAUGUAUGAACAUGUUACCGCUUCUUCUAUUAUUUUACAUGUGUGGUCUACUUUUAAAAGACUAAAAUAAUACACAUACAAAAUAUCCCGUUCAAAACGUCUUGGUUAGAAAGAUUUCACAGAUUGUGUUGUAUUGAUAAAUGCUUUACCGCUAUUGUGUGGCAAGCUACAGCAUAAGUAUUAUUUUCUUUUCAACUUCUUUCUUAUGUAUUCUUUAAUACUUUGUGUAAACUAACAUUAACAAAAAAUACAAAAAUGGAAAAGUUUAAAGGAGAAAAAUAACACAACUUCAAUGUUUCAUAUAGAAAAUACCUGUACAUAAUCAUGAGAUUUUGUUGCGUUAAUAAUUUAUAUUGAUCUGUUGUGUAAAUAAUUUACAUUGAUCUGGAUGUUGACUCUGUAAAAAAUGAAACAGUAAGCGUACCUGUACAGGUAUGAAAACCUAACUUCACAAUGUUAUCCUUUAUUGUGUGCGGUUUGAUAUUGAUCAAAACCACCGACCAUAUUUGAGAAUAGAUAUUCCCGUGUGUAGACGACAGCGAAAAGAAAUGUAUAUUGGAAAAUUGCAAGUUUGCAAGAAAAAAAAAACAAAAAAAAAAAAAAACGAUGAAAAAGGACGAUGUCGCACAUUACAACUUUAUUCGGAAUGUUUUU